Messenger RNA from Salpingoeca rosetta, 1997 nucleotides. RefSeq lists its product as uncharacterized. Gene Ontology annotation, biological process: sensory perception of sound. The record is from RefSeq and is a predicted model, not a curated record. Bases 31 to 1818 code for a protein of 595 amino acids. Gene Ontology annotation, molecular function: protein binding. The transcript is spliced from 18 exons. NCBI's taxonomy places the organism in Eukaryota, Choanoflagellata, Craspedida, Salpingoecidae.
UUGCAAACAGAAGAAGGACAACAACAAAAGAUGGCAACAACCGCCCUGCACGUCGUUGAAAACUUGCGAGGGCAGCCGGUCGUGGGCUGCACGGAUGUGCUGGUGACCUGGGAUCGGCCGAGCGCAUCCACAUCUUCCCACAUUUACCGCCUGUACCGGCGCCCAAAGGCUGACGACGCCCAUUGGACAAAGGUCGCCGAGGGAAAGGACGUCACAGAGGCAAGGGCAGGCCAGCUCAAGCCAUACACGCUGUACGAGUUUUGCGUUCAGACCAUCGGCCUUGUCACCGGCGACGGGCCAAAGUCCGCGCCCAUCACCGUGCGCACGCCCCCAGCUGCCCCUGGAGACAGCCCGCAGAACUUCCGCGUGACUGCGCGGACCACAGAUACGAUCACCGUUGCCUGGGAGCCGCCAAAACAGCCACAUGGACCCCUCACAUCCUUCCAUCUCUUCUAUGAUGAUCCAUCACGAGCAGACUAUGUGGAAGUGAGCCUGCCCGCCACAGCAACUACCUACACGGCACGGCACCUGUUCUCAGGCCGCCCGUACCGCUUCCAAAUCUUUGCUAGCACGGGCGCAGGGGAAGGCCCCCACACGCCUAUCCUCGUCACGGAGACGGCACAGUCGCUCACAGAGCGCGUGGCAACCGCGCACCGCGCCACAUCCUCCCAAUCGUCCUCGUCAACAUCAACCGUGCCGGGGUCCAUCUCGGGGAGAGAGCAAGUGACAUCGCGAGUGCAGUUUGUGGAGGAAGCAAAGCCCACGCCAAUCACCCGUGGAUCGCUCACCGCGAUGAUCCCAGCAGGCCCUCGCACGUCGACGCGCGCACAAGAUGUGGCGGGCCAGUUGGGUCGAACAACACUGAGUGAGGAAGCAGAGACAGUGGCCACUGGCAAUGACACGGCGCUCCCCGGCGAGACGACGGCCAAUCGCAGCGAAGACACACGCGCAGGAACACCACCACAAGAUGAUGCGUCAAAGCAAGAUGCCGGAACAGGCUCCCGUCGCAAGCCCGGCUUUACGCUCAUGGCACCUCGAUCAACCUCCGAUCAACCGAGCGUACUGCAGCGUUGGCAACAUGGUCAAGACAAAGACUCGGGGCAAGGUGGCCAAGCAUCCGCCCGCCAGAAGCCAACGCGGGUGGAGGUGCUGACUGGAAAUCAGGUGUCACGCGGUGCGUUUGUGCGACAAGACACCGGCACGCCAAUGGAAGCAGAUGAGGUGCUGAGGUCCAUCCGCAGCACCACGGGCACGAUUCGAGGCAAGCGGCAUGGCGUGCGCGCCAAGUUGGAGGUCCUCACGCACCGCGGCGUCGCACUUCAGGACGACGAGCUCUCACGCAUCUACGAGGAGGAGCGGGAUGGCAGCAUUGUCGUGUACAUCUCGGGGGUACAGGCUGUGCGAGAAACUUUCCAGCGAUGUGAAGACAUCAAGAAGCUGCUGUACAACCUGCGGCUCAAGGUCGUGUACAAGGACAUCUCCCUCGAUGCUGGUUAUGCAAGCGAGCUGAAGAAGCGAUGUGGAGCCGGCGCAACCGUGCCGCAAGUGUUUGUCAACGGCAUCCACUUUGGGGACUACAAACGGGUGAUGGAGAUGAACGAAGCCGGAGAGCUGCAGCCGACAUUGCAGGGAUUCGAGCAAGAGAAACCGGUCGAGGAGUGCUCCGCGUGCGGUGGACGUGGCUUCAUCAACUGUACUUGGUGCCAAGGCUCCAAGAAGAGCAUCGCCCACCCAUUCGAUCACAGCGGAUCACAGAACAAGGCGCUCCGCUGUACCGUCUGCAACGAAAUUGGCCUCAUUCGAUGCCCAAGGUGCUAGCUCGCAAUGUGGUGUGCGUGUUUGUUUGGAGAAUGGGAGGGAAUUGCCAAGGGAAGCUGAAGAUGUUCGCAUUGCUUGCUGGUGCGGUUUUGGCGUGGUGGUGUGUGUAAUGUGCGGGUGUCCACUGAAGCAGUCAUGGGAAUGGCAGAGACCUUGUGUAACAUAAACGAUCUCAAAAG